Molecule: messenger RNA, 177 nt
Organism: Plenodomus lingam JN3
Lineage: Eukaryota; Fungi; Ascomycota; Dothideomycetes; Pleosporales; Leptosphaeriaceae
Source: RefSeq, a predicted model, not a curated record
AUGACGCUGACGCAAGUCUGGAAAAUCUACCACGUCCAGACUACAGUACACGGUACGCACCGAAUCCCUCAUCCCAGCAUGCCGACCUCACAUGUCUGUACGACUCCCAGUCUCAGAUCUGGCAGGCACGAGAAAAGUGCCGGUUCAUUACCGAAGACCAUUUUUCAGGGCAUGUAG